This is a messenger RNA of Xenopus laevis (African clawed frog), 1100 nucleotides long. It is a transcript of the gene ten1.L, whose product is annotated as TEN1 CST complex subunit L homeolog. Gene Ontology annotation, molecular function: telomerase inhibitor activity; telomeric repeat DNA binding; single-stranded DNA binding. The transcript is spliced from 4 exons. NCBI's taxonomy places the organism in Eukaryota, Metazoa, Chordata, Amphibia, Anura, Pipidae. Gene Ontology annotation, biological process: negative regulation of telomere maintenance via telomerase. Gene Ontology annotation, cellular component: CST complex; nucleus; chromosome, telomeric region. The coding region runs from base 201 to 563 and encodes 120 amino acids. The record is from RefSeq and is a predicted model, not a curated record.
AGAUGGUAAGCAAAAGUUAUGGCGGGCGGUGCGAGUUGUGAGCAAUAGGAACUCAUGGUAAGGGAACCGGGUUCUGAGUGAGUGCGGCCGAAUGUUGCGGCAGGUGAUUGGAGGAACAAGCAGAUGUGAGCACUAUAGAAAAAAGGAAGGUUUACCAGUCCACCCAUCAGUUGUUGAGAGAAGGAGGAUCUGGAGAAAGGAUGCUUCCAGCAGCUUCAACUUUUUACUACCUCUGGGAGCUCAGCACCGGUCAAGUCCCAUUUGGAGCCACGGUACGAACUUUUGGAAGGCUCUGCAGGUAUGAUCUGGCACAGUCCCUUGCUACAAUCACAGCACAACAUGCCUCUGCCCAGCACAUGCUCCGCAUCAGCACACGGUUGGUAGAGCCCCUCUCUGCCACUAUAGGCUCUCAUUACCUUGCACUGGGAGAAUUAGAGGAACAUGGCAACCUUCCUGUGCUGUGCGUGCGUGUGAUGAGUUGCAUCGAUGGAGCAAACCUGUCUCUGCUUCAGCAGGCUGUGGAAGAACAGAGAAAGUAUUUUCGGAGCAGAGAGGGAACUUGAAAUGGGACAACGAUGAGAAACAAUCUUGUUAACAGGCUAUAUCCAUAAGCUGGAGAUUUAUUUGCAGGCAAUUAAAGGUCCUGUCCGCUUCUGGUACUGGUCCACAGAAGAUAUCUUGUAAACAUAAUCAUUUCUGAGUAGCCUGCGAACUACAACUACAAGCAUCCCCCAACAGGCUUUGCCUUGGUGUUCCAUGUAUUCCACUGGGCAGCCUAAUUGGACAUCCCUGACCGGUAUUUACUGUUGCCAUAAGAUGGCAGCUUCAUUCAGUUAAUUUCAUGCUGUGUGAGAAUGCUGACUAGGCUUCUGGGUUUUCAAAUUCCCACUAUCUGUAUAAAUUGCAACACUUAGUUCAGGAAAGGUUUUUGAUUUUCUAAAUUGUACAGCCUUUAGUAAAACCAGAUAUUUUAUUUCAUUUAUAAUGUCAGAGUUCUGUUUAAUUCCCCCUAUCACAGCAAAUUCUAUUGAACCAUGCUUUGUUUAUGUAUAUCUCAAAUUUAGCCAAAUGUUAAAUAAACCCCAUGGGCUGGUGAGGUA